Messenger RNA from Gymnodraco acuticeps, 1369 nucleotides. RefSeq lists its product as uncharacterized. The coding region runs from base 9 to 1139 and encodes 376 amino acids. Lineage: Eukaryota; Metazoa; Chordata; Actinopteri; Perciformes; Bathydraconidae. The transcript is spliced from 3 exons. The record is from RefSeq and is a predicted model, not a curated record.
CCUUUGCCAUGUAUCAACCGGAAUCGCUCUCUGACGACGAUGAUGAAGAAGAGGUUAUCUUCACUGACGUUGCAGACGUGCUUAACACCGCCGCAGAGGAAGGGAUUGUUUUACCUCCGCACCAAAUAUGUGCAUCUCACACACUAAACUUAAUUUCAUGCGCUGACGUGCUGAAGUGGCUCCUUUCAAAUCCUGGGACUAAAGGAAUCUACAGAAGCUCUACAGCUAAGUGCACAGCACUGUGGAAUAAGGCAAGCAGGUCCACAGUGGCCUCAGAGAUAGUGAGCGACGUGUUCACCAAAAAGCUGCUUGUGCCAUGCACUACAAGAUGGAAUUCAUUUUAUGAUGCUGUGGCAAGAAUUGUUGAAAUGCCUAUGAUUGACUUGAGUGCCAUCUCUGAUCGUUUACAGCUAAAAUAUAUUAGCGACAGGGAACUUCAUUUUCUGAAGGAAUAUUGUGCCAUAAUGAAGCCACUCACAGUUGCUCUGGACAUCCUGCAAGGAGAGGACAACUGUUACUUUGGCACCCUCCUGCCCACUCUAGAAACAUUAAUGUCAAAGACCCUGGAGAUGAAAGACAGUCUGACUGUAGCAACUGGCCUACCUGAAGCCAUAGUUCAGGCUAUCAAAAAACGAUUUGCAUCUGUCUUGGAAAGCAACGAUGUAAUGCUGGCAGCCGUCACACUUCCCAAGUUUAAGUUACGGUGGGUGAGAGACCAGAAGAAGAAAGAGAUGGUCAAGGGAAUCCUGGCAGCAGAGUGUCACAAGUUUCUCCCUGGCCCUGAGCAGCAACCAGCCAAGAAUCCUGUGUCUCCGACAACUCCACCAGACUCAGGCUCCUCCAAAGACAAAGAGCAGGACUUUUUUUGCUUUGAGGAUGACGAUGAAACCUUCAGCACUGUGGAAACUGAGGUAAUGGCCUACUUGAAAACAGCCGAAACAGGCAUGGAGAUUCUCAAAACAUUUCCCACAAUAAAGGCAAUUUGUCUGAAGCUAAAUGCAGCUACCCCAUCCAGUGCACCAGUUGAGAGACUCUUCAGUCUGGGAAGUCUGGUACUGUCUCCAAAGAGGAACAGGCUGUCUGACCAAAGGUUUGAGAAGCUGCUUCUCAUGAGGUACAACCACUGGUUCGAAAGCUAAACCUCCACUCAAACAUUAAUUCAGGUCUUUGCCAAUAAGCACUUUUUGUUGUUUUGAUUAACUAGGCCCACACUUGUUAUCUGUGUGUGUGUGCCACAGGGACACAACAGCACUUUAAUUUCUGUUAUAUAUAUUCCAAAACACCUAUUGUAUGCUUGCUGGACUUCAUACUUGAACUAAAGGAAAAACACUGACUUUUUUUAUACUUAUUUUGUUGGACUACAACAGCA